Molecule: messenger RNA, 2583 nt
Organism: Pseudozyma flocculosa PF-1
Lineage: Eukaryota; Fungi; Basidiomycota; Ustilaginomycetes; Ustilaginales; Ustilaginaceae
Exons: 2
Coding region: 1-2583 (860 amino acids)
Source: RefSeq, a predicted model, not a curated record
AUGGCAGCCGUCCUCAAUAGACAGCAUCCCACCAUGGGCGCCCAGCACGGCAUCGCCGCAUUCCGCUCCAAGUUUAAAAAGGCCAGCCCCCAACAGCCAGCCUCUGGCGGCCCCGCGGCCGCUUACACGGUCGGCAACCAGUCCAGCAUCGCCCUCGGCGAAUCGGGUCAGAGCAGAAAGAGGGGCUUCUCCCUCCGCAGCAAGAUGCGCCUGGGCAAGCCCCAACGGGCGCCCGCGGUGCCGCAGCUCCCACCCGCCCUCGAACUCGACUUUGAUCGCCCGGCUCUCGAUGCGCCGAGCCAGCCAGAGAUCGGAGCACAUGCCCGCCCUUCCCCCACACCUGGCGCCGCUCAACCGCCCACCGCCGCCGCCCUCGUUGCGGCCGAGGCCAUCGCCUCUUCCUCUUCGGCCACCAAGCACGUCCCCAGGGCCCGCCAGCUCGUAAAGGCCCUCGAGGCCAUGGCCAACGCCAGGCUCGACGUCGCUCAGGUGCGCGACCUGGCCAGCCUGUGCGCCGAACAGAUCAAGCAGCGCGGCCUCGACACGACCGGCCUCUUCCGGUCCUUCCGCGUCGCCCAGUCCCAGGACGACAUCGACCGCCUCAUCCAGCUGUUCCUCGUCCACAUCAACCCCACCGCCUACGCCAGCGUCUUUGCCGUGCUGCCCGACGACGCGCUGGCGAGGCUCUGGCAGCGCCCCGAAGAAGCCCCCGACAAGUCCAGGGCGGCACUCGACGAGCUCGAAAAGGAACUGCGCUACACCUCGAUCCACAACGUCGUCGCGCUGCUCAAGUGGGGUCUGCGCCAUCUGCGCCUGCGUACGACCGACUUCAACUCGUCCGACCCUUACGGCUGGUACGACGCCUUUGUCGCUGCCGAGAAGAAGUCGGGCUACCACCCGCGAGCCAUUGCCGACCUCCUGCACCCGACCCUGCCCCAGGAGACGGCCGAGCUGCUCGUACAGAUGCUCGAGCUCAUGGCCAGGGUGGCGGCCCACCACAACCACAUGCCUGCGUCGGAGAUCUGCAGCAUCCUGGGCUUCUGGCUGUUUGGGAGGAUCGGCGUUGCCCACCCGCCGCCGACGUUCCCGGAGCUGCAGGCCGCCUGGCAGACGGCAACGUCUGUGGCCGAGCACCUCCUGCUCGCCCACAUUCGCUCGCAGGCCGUCGUCACCUUUGCCAUGCCCCUGCGCCUGACCGAGCUGGUCCAGGACUAUCCGUCCAUCAAGGACGGCUCGCACUCGCCUGGCUUCCCGCCCGCGUAUGCGCGGAGGCAGGUCAGCACCCUCAGGAUCGAUCUGCGGUCCGAGAACCUCGUCGUGUCGCCGAUGCGACCGCGCCUGCCUUCGGCCACCUUGGCCUCUGCCCUCGACGCCUCGGCCUCCGAGCAGCUCGAGGGAGGCCGCGGGGAGACGUGGGCUGCUGUGAUCGGUCAGCUCGCCUCCGACGCCACGGAAGGCGACAAGGGCAAAGAGCUGCUGAUCCCGGAGCACGCCCGGAUCCUGGACCUGGUCGAUGCUCAGAUUGCCGCCAGGAUCAAGCAUCAGGAACAGGCCGAGGAGGCGUCUCGGCCGCCGGCUUUCGGAAUUUCGCCAUCGUCCGCCGAAGGCGACCGAGACUCCCUCUCUCCUCAGUCGACGUAUCGCAGGUUCUCGCGGUCUUACAGCGACCUGCGUUCGACCAAGCCCCUGGCUACGCUGAGCGAGGACGAGGGUCCCGGCGGCGCCAGUAGGGAGCGUCGCCCGCGACCUCCUCCUCUCGCUGCCUCGGCUGCCAGCGCGGCUCGUGUCAGCCGUGAUGCUUCGGUCUCGCAGCAGAGCACAGAGGGGGGCCCUCCCCCGGCCACCAGCACCGACAGUGCUAAGUUCAAGCGCCUCUCGACGGAGUGGCGUUCCUUUUCCGAAGGAGGCUUCAGUUCCGAGGCCACGGCCGUCGAAUUGUCGCUCGACGAGUUUGAUCUCAAGCCGGUCAGCUCGAACAACUCGCAGACGCUGCCCUCGCGCAAGGGAGCCGCCCGCCGAUCGGGUUACUCGGGCGGCUCGCUGGGCCGCCGACGCUCCAACCGCGGAGAGCUGCCCGCCUUCGGCCUCGCCGAUGCUGCGCCGGCAAAGCCUCCGCCGCCACCCGCCUUUGUCGUCACCUCGGUCGCAAUGACGGCGAUGGACACGUCGCUGACGACGCUGUGGCAAGACUCUCUGCUCGACAACUCGCUCUGCUCGACGCUGCCUCCGCUCGUGCUGGUGCAGCUCGACGAAAAGGUCGCGGCCGAGGCCGACCUGCUCGGCGGCUACGCAAAGGACGAGCGGCCCUGGCUCCUGGUCGUCGAGACGGUCCUCCCACCGCGGCCGCCUACGCCCACCGACGACGGCAACAAGGGCCGCGGCGGGCGGGGCGACGGCCACAGCAUCUCCGACAGCCGCAGCAUCUUUGCGCCCAGCAUCCGCAGCGUCAAGCUCCACCUCCAGCGCAGGAUGAGCAUGCUCUCGUCCAAGUCGCGCACCAAGCGAGCCGAGGCCAACGACGUGGCCGAGGUCCAAGAGCCGCCCGUGCCAAAGACUCCGGUCAUGCCCGGCGGAUGGACCUAG